CACUCGUUCUCAGUAUUAGCCUGCAUGCUCAGAGGUGUAAGUUAGACAGACAUGUCUCUCUUACAGCACCAGAGCUAAGCGUCUGUGUGUGUGUGUGUGUGUGUGUGUGUGUGACGUCUUAAGGGGACAUUACCGCCACCCAAGAGCGUCCGGUUUUCUAUCAGGUUCCUUGCUAAGGACAGAAGUGAGAUAAUGGGCUUUCAACAAAUGCCGGAAUGCUACGACUUUCAGAAUCGUCCCUCAAGUGGGUUUUAUCCAAGUGUGCUUUGACCAGAGGGACUACUGGACGUGCUAGCUGGCUAAUCUCUGACUGGUACUGUUGAGUGGAAACAUGAGUGAGCUUCCUCCAUCUGGUCUAACCAUGAAGCCCCAGGAUGGGGUCCACCAAAGCAUGUGUCUACAGUUACAGAACAACGAUUUACUCAAAUCCUCAUCAACAUCAUCCUCAUCAUCAUCACCAGACUCCACGUACAGCCUUAGUAGCCUGGAUGUGGAACUGCCAGAGGGGAUGAUGGGAAGGAAAGCAGCCGCCAGUGAAGAUGACUCAGGGAUCCAGAGUCCUGAUUGCAGGCCCGAUGACAAUGACAACUCGGUUUCUUUUUAUUUAGAUGCCAAAGAAGAAGGCUGGAAUGACCAAGAUAAUGUCACAACCAUUCAAAAUCAAAAUCAUGAGAGUGACAAUGUCUUCAGCGAUGCUGCUGUUGAUAAGGAACAAGGAAGACGAGGCUUGGGUGACUCUUCAGCUACAGAAGCACAGCUGUUCACUUCUGAGAAUGGGGAUGGUGAGGAUGAAGACGAGGAUUCUUUCCUGUCUCUGAGGUCUGCUGAUGUAAUAAUGAGGAAGCAAAGUGAUCCUGAUAAAGUCCAGAUGUACAGACAAGACUGUGUGGGUCCUGUGAUUGAGCACCAUCAGGAGGCGUUUCAGGAUUCGGUGGAUCAUCCCAAUGAGGAGGGCCACAUGUGCAGCUCAACCAUGAGGCCCUGUAUGGCCCUUGUGAAUAAGGUCCAUCAGGAGCAGUUUCAGGAUUCAGUGGAUCCUCCCAAAGAUGCAGACCAGAUGUCAAGCUCUGCAAUGAUGCCCUCUGUGGGCCUUGUGAGUGAGCUCCACCAGGAGACUUUUCAGGAUUCAGUGGAUCAUCCCAAUGAGGAGGGCCACACAUGCAGCUCAAUCAUGAGGCCCAGUGUGACCCCAGUCAAAAAGGUCCAUCAGGAGGAGUUUCAGGAUUCAGUGGAUCUUCCCAAAGAUGCAGACCAGAUGUCAAGCUCAGCUAUGCGGUCCUUUGUGGGCCUUGUGAGUGAGCUCCACCAGGAGACUUUUCAUGAUUCAGUGGAUCAUCCCAAUGAGGAGGGCCACAUGUGCAGCUCAAUCUUGAGGCCCAUUGUGACCCCGGUCAAUAAGGUCCAUCAGGAGGAGUUCCAGGAUUCAGUGGAUCCUCCCAAAGAUGCAAACCAGAUGUCAAGCUCAGCUAUAUGGCCCUCUGUGGGCCUUGUGAGUGAGCUUCACCAGGAGACUUUUCAUGAUUCAGUGGAUCAUCCCAAUGAGGAGGGCCACACAUGCAGCUCAGUCAUGAGGCCCAGUGUGACCCCAGUCAAUAAGGUCCAUCAGGAGGCAUUUCAGGAUUCAGUGAAUCCGCCCAAAAAUGCAGACCAGAUGUCAAGCUCAGCUAUACGGCCCGGUGUGGGCCUUGUGAGUGAGCUCCACCAGGAGACUUUUCAGGAUUCAGUGGAUCAUCCCAAUGAGGAGGGCCAGAUGUGCAGCUCAACCACAAGGCCCAGUGUGGCCCCUGUCAAUAAGGUCCAUCAGGAGACAUUUCAAGAUUCAGUGGAUCCUCCCAAUGAAGCAGGCCAGAUGUCAAGCUCAGCUAUGAUGCCCUCUGUGGGCCUUGUGAGUGAGCUCCACCAGGAGUCUUCUCAGAAUUCAGUCGAUCAUCCUAAUGAGGAGGGACACAUGUUCAGCUCAACCACAAGGCCCAGUGUGGCCCCUGUCAAUAAGGUACCUCAAGAGGCAUUUCAGGAUUCAGUGGAUCCUCCCAAAGAUGCAGACCAGAUGUCAAGCUCAGCUAUGCGGCCCUGUGUGGGCCUUGUGAGUGAGCUCCACCAAGAUACUUUUCAGGAUUCAGUGGAUCAUCCCAAUGAAGAGGGCCACAUGUGCAGCUCAACCACAAGGCCUAGUGUGGCCCCUGCCAAUAAGGUCCAUCAGGAGGCAUUUCAGGAUUCAGUGGAUCCUCCCAAUGAAGCAGGCCAAAUGUCAAGCUCAGCUAUGAGACCCUUUGUGGGCCUUGUGAGUGAGCUCCACCAGGAGACUUUUCAGGAUUCAGUGGAUCAUCCCAAUGAGGAGGGCCACAUGUGCUGCUCAGCCACGAGGCCCAGUGUGGCCCCUGUCAAUAAGGUCCAUCAGGAAGCAUUUCAGGAUUCAGUGGAUCCUCCCAAUGAAGCAGGCCAGAUGUCAAGCUCAGCUCUGAGGCCCGGUGUGGGCCUUGAGAGUGAACACCACCAGGAGACUUCUCAGGUGUGUUACAAUAGCAUGAUGCAAAGAUCGGCCAAAAUGACUGAUUUGGACCUUAAGGGUGAGCUUCAUUACAAGGCUUAUCAGGAGACAGCAGAGCUUCAGAAGAAGCAGGAGCAGAUGCAUUGCUCAAACAGGAGUCUGGAUGUGGACUCUGUGGGUCAGGAGGCACUUCAGGAGUCACUGGAGUUUCACAAUGAGGAGAACCAGAUUCAGACCUCAACCAAAAGACUCAAUGUGGAUCUUGUGAGCGAGAUCCAACAGGAGGAUGUGCAGACAAGUAUUGAUCUUUCCACUAAGAAAUCUCUAUCUCAACCAACUGCAGAAUUAAUCAAUCAGAUAAUAUCAUCUUCAGUUCCCCAAGCUGCUCAUCCAUCUAGACCAAUCCAGAACAUCAAAGAUCCUACAUGUUUUCCUAAAAGAAACCUCUCACAAAAUUCCAGUGAUCCUCUGGAUCUGUCUCACACCACAGACCCUCCUAAAAUCACAUCAACCAAAGUGGAGUUUAAGCGGUUUUCUGGACCAAAUCUGAAGGACGUAAAACCUAAAGUCAUCUCGAGGGCCACUUCCACUCCAAGACCAGCGAAUACUGAUCACUCAGCUGCGAGCAGUGAGAAAAAUUCCCUGACCAGAAGCAGAGCUGCCAAUAGGAAAGGGCAAAGUGACGAUGGAGUCAAGAACCGUUCAUCCUCUACUCAGGCAAGAACAUCCACACCCCUGACAAUUUCAGAUUCUGACAGCAAAUCUUCAUGCCUACCGAUGGUCAAAAAGCAACCGUCAGACUUUUCGGUGUCAAAGGUGGUCACGAAUGGCAACCAUGUUCAGACUGCAAGUUCAAAGGCCAUAGAAACUCUGAGAGAUGAGAAAGACAGUCACAAGGAGGAUACCAGAGAUGGAGAUAGAGAUGAUGACCAGACUGUCUCCUCUGACCUUCGACCUACAGGAGUUGUAACGAGGGUCCCAAACCGAGGGUGUGUGUCUGUGGGGGUCCGGUCAGCUCCACUGUCCGGUGUGCCGAAGAUGAAAGUGAUUGACAGCAACACAGCCAUGUCCGGCUCCUCCCCUUCCUGGAAGCCUCCUCUAAAAUCCACCUCCUCCAAACUGCCCAUCAAAAGUGGCGGCCUUCCCACAAGCCUCAGCUCCUCCUCAGUGGGCAGCACAGGCAGUGAGAACAAAGGUGCUGAUGGUGCUGCUGCUGAUGAUGAUCUAUACUCAGGUGUUGCUCAGGUGAUGAAGAGUGAAGAGACAUGUGGUAGAUCCUCACAGGGAAAACCUGCAAGCACCAAACCUGCAGCAGGCAUCCGCUCCAGAACAAACACACCUGUUAAACCCAACACUGCAGGUCAGAAGGCUACAGCACAUGUCAUUCAGACCAAAACUACCCAGAAUGCACUGCAACGAGGAGGAUCUGCCAGACCUAGCCGGAAUUCAGCAUCAGUGUGCCCGAGCUCCAGAGGGCCCCGGGGAACCCGACUGGCGCACACACACAGUGAGGUAGAGGAAGAGAAGAAGAAUCGCUCCAUCCUCCAACUCCGCUCACUCGUCUCCCACGGCAACCGCAAACUGGAGGCUCUGGCCAUCGUCGUGCAGCACAUUUUCAACGAGAGAGAAGAAGCUCUGAAACAAAAGAAGGAGCUCUCCAUCCAGCUGAAGAACCUCCGAGAGGAACUCGCUCAGUCAGUGGUGCGUUGUGAGCGGUUGGAGUGUGAGAGGGUCAGUGUGUGUGCUCAGCUGGACUCUGCAGUGUUGACCCUGCAGCAGCAGCACCAGGCCGAUCUCACUCAGCUGGAGGAGAGACUCAGGGACUUUUACUCGGCCGAAUGGGACAAGGCCCACCAGGCGUACCAGGACGAGGCAGACCGCUGCACGGCGCUCAUGAGGCAGCAGGUGGAGGAGGUGAAGAGCAAACAGGAAGCACUGAGGACAGAACAGGAAGUGGCACACGACCGGCUGAUAAAGGAGCUGAGACAAGGAUAUGAAAGCAUGUUAGCAGAACUGCAGAAGAACCAUGAGAGAGACAGACAGGAGCUGGACAACACACACAAAAGCUCUGAGGCUGCACUUAAUGAGAGGAUUUCGAGUCUGAUGAAGGAGAGUGAGAGUCUGAGUGAGAGACUGAGAGAGACGGAGGAGAAGAGGAAAGCGCUCGCUGACAAAAACCAGAGAGACUCUCGGGUUGUUUAUCUGGAGCAGGAACUGGAGAGUCUGAAGGUCGUUUUGGAAUUAAAAACUGAUCAGCUUCAUCAACAGGACAAGAAACUCAUGCAGAUGGACAAACUGAUUGAAUCCAAUGUAAAACUGGAGGAGUUUGUAACAAAGCUUCAGCAGGAGAAUGAGGACUAUAAAGCCCGCAUGGACAAACACGCUGAACUGUCCAGACAACUAUCCUCAGAGCAGGCGAUGCUCCAGCAGACGCUGCAGAAAGAGUCCAAAGCCAAUAAAAGACUCUCAAUGGAGAACGAGGAGCUGCUGUGGAAACUUCACAAUGGCCUUUCACCUCGGAACUCUGCAUCCUUUCCCAGUUCCCCUAUUUCACCUAGAUGACCUUCGACCCUGAACAUCUAUAGACUUCUGAUCCUUCAUGCUUGUGACUUAUUUGGUUUUUAAAGCCCUCACCUCUCUGUUUCCUGAAAUGGCUGACGCUCUAGUGAGGACGUGCGUUUGGGACAGAGCUGAUGUUGCACAGACGCACUUACGGACCGAGGAACAUGCCUUGCUCUGCCGCCUCGCCUCACUUUCCUUACUAUUUUUGUUUUAUUCUUUUGUUAAAAGGAGGAAACACACCUCAGGGUUUGUAUAUAGACUCUUUCUCCUCCUUUUUUCCAUCACAGAGUUUUGCAUUUCACUUUUAUUUACUGUAGGAAGACAGUAUUCAUGAGUCGAGAGGAUGAAGCUUGAAUAUGCUUGAAAUGUAACCGACACAUAACACUGAAAACAUUUCACUAUAAUCAGUCUGAGAUUCAUUCAGAAAUAUACUAAUAGAUAUAUUUAAAACAAAGAACACGCGCAUAUUAAUUCUAUAAACCCGGAUGCUAUUUCCUUAUUACGAUCCCAGGUAAACUAUAUCGCAUGCACAGGAGACCAGUAACAAUCUGACCUUCUCCUACAGCUCUGGAAUGUAUUGGCUUUUCCCUAAGACGGUUUUUACCUUGAACUGGAAAGUGUUACGCGUGAAUGUCUCCUUCAUCUCAAACCCGAUGACCAUUUUGCAUUUUAUUUCAAUUAAUGCAUUAAACAUGAUCUGAACACUGA
Messenger RNA from Hemibagrus wyckioides, 5758 nucleotides. RefSeq names its product microtubule associated tumor suppressor 1b (gene mtus1b). Gene Ontology annotation, molecular function: microtubule binding. Bases 332 to 5050 code for a protein of 1572 amino acids. Gene Ontology annotation, cellular component: nucleus; cytoplasm. Lineage: Eukaryota; Metazoa; Chordata; Actinopteri; Siluriformes; Bagridae. The transcript has 15 exons. The record is from RefSeq and is a predicted model, not a curated record.